AUGGUUACGACUAUAGCCAUCCUUGGUGCAACAGGGAAGACAGGGCGUCAGGUGUUGCAACGGUUCCUGGCGAAGCAAGAUGUCAAUAUACGAAUCUAUGUCCGGUCACACUCGAAGCUCACCAAUAUCUUUCCGUCCCUGCCUUCCGAUUCCCGCGUGUCAAUCUUCCAAGGGCCACUUCAGGACAUCGAUAAUAUGAGCAAAUGUCUAGACGGUGCACAGAAGAUUAUCUUCACGCUUGGCGAAAAUGACAAUCUCCCCGGCGUCAGCGUCAUUGAAGAUGGCGCAAAGUCAGUCCUUGCUGCUCUUGCAGCGUUACGUCAGGGAAGGAAGAACUGGCAACGGCCUCGAGUCAUCUUGUUAUCGUCGGCGACGUGGAACGCUACAUUUGCUGCCACACGGCCAGCCCUGGUCCAUUGGGCUAUCAAGGCUGCCUUUAUUCAUCCUUACACGGAUCUACGCCGCGGGCAAGCAGUUUUCCUCGAUGCUCCUUCACUGGUCAGCGUCCUUCUUGUCCAGCCUAAUGCCAUUGUCGAAGACGAGCCUAGCGGCCAUGAGAUCAGUGUCGAGCGGGCCAGUCUCAGUGUGACUUAUGGUGACUUAAGUGCUGGAAUUGUGGACUUGGCCUGUAAGAAAGAAUUUGACACCCUGACUGCGGUGGGUGUGUCCAGCAAAGCCGGUGAUAAUGGUUUGAAGUAUGGUCCCAUACUUGGGUACAGGAUUGUCAGGGGGUUGUGCGCCACGUAUGUUCCUGGGUUUUGGUCCGUGAACAAGUUUGUGAACGCGAUCAUCUCGACAGUAACAUUCAAAAGAAAGACGAUUUGA
Messenger RNA from Coniosporium apollinis CBS 100218, 825 nucleotides. RefSeq lists its product as uncharacterized. The transcript has a single exon. The record is from RefSeq and is a predicted model, not a curated record. The coding region runs from base 1 to 825 and encodes 274 amino acids. Lineage: Eukaryota; Fungi; Ascomycota; Dothideomycetes.